This is a messenger RNA of Oikopleura dioica, 1977 nucleotides long. The record is from the annotation of a GenBank genome assembly. NCBI's taxonomy places the organism in Eukaryota, Metazoa, Chordata, Appendicularia, Copelata, Oikopleuridae.
AUGUACUCGCCUUACCAGUUGUCAGGAGGAGGGCCGCAACCACAACCCACAACGGGGGGCCAAGAAGCUGCUCCCAACGGUGGUGCAAGUAGCACUCCCGUGCCAGAUCAGGCACAGCAGGCGAGUGCUGCGGCACCGCACGCUCCCCAUCAUCACUAUCCGCAGUAUGUCACCAGUUGUUACCCGUUCGUGCAAGAGCAAGUCUAUCACCCGCACGUUUACUUCAACCCCCUGCAGCACACGCACGCGGGGCCUAACCUAGGCGCCUACAACAAUCAGAGAGCACGAAAGUACAGGAAGCCGCGUCGCGUCCAGACACAGGACAAGUCCCUCCAGUGCGACCUUAACACUGGGAAGGAGCAGCCAGCCAGCGCUAACCCCGACCUCAUCACCCCCACCAAUCAGCCGGACCCCGAUUCUGACUCCGGUUACUGUUCGCCGAAGCAAAAGCCUAGUUGCGUAGAGUCCUCCCCACCCGUUGUGUCACAAACCGAUCAGCCCAGUUACACUCAGGUACCAGCGAGCGCAGGAGUGAACCAAGCGCAGGCAACGCCGAGCACGCCGUCCAGUAACAACCAGGCCAACCGUGGAGUUGGCAACGUUGCUCAACGCACGGAUCCGACCCUUGUUGCCGAAACGCUUCAGACGCAGCACGAGCACAGGCAGAGUCAGCUGCCGCUCCAGAGGCCGACUUCGAUCCCCCUCCACGCCGCCUCGAUCGUCUCGCACACAGCUGACCACGGCUCGUUCGUCCGCGACUCGCGAAGGACUGCUCGCAAGGCAGAGAGGGCCUUCCGCAAGGCUGAACUUGAGUACGCCGAAAUCGCCGCCGAGCAAGAGAGACUAGUCAAACGCAUCAGCCAAACCAACAUCUCAAAUCAACCCAAAAUGGACGCGAAAAAUAACUUCAAGAAAAAAGGAAAAGUCAAAGAAAAUCCGAAGCAAAAGAAACCGACCGCGUUGAAGAGAGUGAUUCUCAAGGAACGCCAGGAGAAGAAGGAAGCCAGAGAAAGGACUGAAUCCACCGACCAAAGUGACGACGUUCCACCUCUACCGCCAAUUCUGGACGGCAUCGGAGGCCCCGAAACGGCCCUGAUCAAGGAUUGCGUUGAAGCAUCCCGCAUCCACAGCCGUCGAUUCCGCGAGUACUGUGAUCAAGUUAUCGACAAGAAAAUUGACAAUCUGACGGCGAACUUGCUCUCCGAGCUCUGUCGCUUCUACAAUCGGCAGCUUCAGAAGAACCCUACAAAGGCAAAAUCAAAGCGGCGUUUUGUUCUUGGCAUUCGCGAGGUCUUCAAGCACCUCAAACUCAACAAAAUCAAGUGUGUCAUUGUGUCCCCCAAUUUGGAGAAAAUUCAAUCAAAAGGCGGACUAGACGACAUGCUCUCGCAGGUUCUGCAAUGGUGCGAAGACCACUCAUUACAAGUUAUCUUUGCGCUUGGGCGACGUGCAUUAGGCCGAGCGUGUGGGAAAUUUGUGCCCGUGAGCAUCGUGGGCAUCUUCGACAUUUCCGGAUGUGAGGAGCAGUACGCACACCUGUCUACGCUGGUCAGAGAGGCACGAGAACAGUACCAGAAGCUCGUAGGAACUGUAGCUCGAGAGAUCGAGGACUCCCACGAGCGUGCCCAAGAAGUGCAAGCUGCGGAAGUUGACGAAGAAAUCCAGCUUGAUAAACUCAAACUCGAUAAAACACUGGACUUAGAGAAUUCAUCUGGAGCAAUAGUAGAAAAUGGAACGUCUGAGAGCACGCCCGUGUGCAACGGACAAGCGCAGUUGGUCGAUGAUCUGAUCAAGGGAACAUCGCGGAAGGCGUACCAAGUGCACUCACGAAAUGCUAGCGCGGCGAGUGGCGUCUCCAUCAUCAGCGCGGUGUCGCAGGGCGAGGACAUGAACUGGCGCGAGAUCGUCUCCGAUUGUAAUCCCAAACCACCGAACACAAUCAAUUCGCCACCACCACCCUCCGAAGAAAAAGUUUAA